UUCAUCUACCGGAACCGCAGUGCUAAAAUAACGCCCAGCUAAGCUAACGGAGGCUAAAGAGUCCGAGAAGAAAACACGUUUUGUCCAAUUGUCCCCGAUCAGACGCUUUAUACAGUGUGUUAAUGAGAGACACACAGCACAGCGCUUGCAUCCGAUCUUCCUGAACGAGCAAAGACGUGCAGUAGAGGAAUAUGAAAGUCUACAAACCGUGUUAGCCGCACAGAGCCACACUCAGUGUGCGCACUCUGCUCCACAUCUUCUCAGAUCCCCCAUGUCUCACACGUUUAAGAGCUCACAGGAGAAAAAAAAAAACAGUCUCUGACAGAUGAUGGACACGCUGUGCAGCUCUGAAAUCCAGUGACAGUGUUACCUUCAGAUGUUCGUAAAGUGAUUAUCGGUGAAGAAGGGCAGCAGCAGUGGGGCCCCCACCUGGACCAACUGGACCUAGAGCACCCACACAUCAAAGAGGAGCGGGAGGAAUUUUGGAGCAGCCAGGAUGAAGAGCAACUUCAAGAUCUGCAGGAGAAGUGUAUGACUAAGUUCACAUUUAGUCCUGUCUCUGUGAAGAUUGAAGAUGAUGAGAAACCUCAGUCCUCUCAGCUUCAUCACAACCAAAAUGGAAUUACAGAAGCCAGGAACUCAGACCUGGAGAGCCAUGUACAGGCAGGUACUGACAGGACUUCAGAUUCUUCAGAGACUGAAAUCAGUGAUGGUGACUGGGAGCAGAACAGGGAACCUCAGUCAGGGCCAGACUCCCUGAAAAAUAAUGAAUUCACUCUUAUCGACAUUAACUGUAACGUUGAGCGAUCGUUCAGUUGUUCUGAAUGUGGUCAGAGGUUUGGCCGCAAGCCACACCUGAAGGCACACAUGAGAAUUCACACUGGAGAGAAACCCUUUAGUUGUUCCUUUUGUGGCAAAAGAUUUUCUCAGAAAGGAAACUCCAUCAGCCACAUGAGACUUCACACGGGAGAGAAACCUUUCAGCUGCUCUGUCUGUAAGAAAAGUUUCAGAUACAGUGGUGAUGUGAGCAGACACAUGAAGAUCCACUCAGGACAGAAAAAAGGUAGCAGCAAGUUUAGCGACAUUGUCGGCAAUAGCAUUCGUACAGGGUCAGAACCAGGCAGAAACUUACAUUCAAACUGUUAUUUACAACCAAGAAGUGAUGUUAAACCCCAAAAACCUGAGCCUGAAUCCAGCCAUGAAGUUUUAAAGGAAACCAGAGAACCUCCAUCACAUUUAAACUCUCUAAGGAGUGACAGUGUCACUCUAAGUGAGAUGAGAAGUACCGACAAGGAGACAUUUAGCUGUUCUGAGUGUGGCCGAAUAUUUUGCCGCAGAGACCACCUGAUCAGCCACAUGAGAACGCACACCGGGGAGAAACCUUUCAGCUGCUCAGUGUGUCAGAAACGUUUCAGCUGCAGCGGAAAUAUCUUGGCACACAUGAGAAUUCACACAGGAGAGAAACCGUUUAAAUGUUCAUUCUGUGGGAAGCGGUUUAGCCAGAAAGGAACUCUACAGCUUCACGUGAGAAUUCACACAGGAGAGAAACCCUUCAGCUGCCCUUUCUGUGAUAAAAGAUUUGCACACAAAAGACGCAUGACCCUGCACAUGUCUGUCCACACAGAGGAGAAGCGAUUCAGCUGCAGUGCAUGUGACAAACAAUUUACCUGGUAUACGCAGCUCAAAACACACAAGUGCAUUGGAGAACCGUCACAGCUUCGCCAGAACCAAACUGAGAAGAAAGUUUCUCCAAAGGAGUCCUUCAUCUGCACUGACUGUGGUAAAAUAUUUACCCUUAAAGGCAACUUGAAGACACACAUGAGAAUUCACACAGGAGAGAAACCGUUUGGUUGUUCAGUGUGUGGCAAGCAUUUUAAACAAAACGUGCACCUGACCGAGCACAUGACAAUUCAUACAGGAGAGAAACUCUACAAGUGUGGCAUUUGUGGCAAAGGAUUCAAUAAGAAGCUACUUGUUAAAAACCACACCUGUGUGUAAACAUAGACCAUUUAUCAGUCCCUGGUAACAUCCUAAAUCUGUGGAUUUAUAUUUACAAGACACUGAGUGAACAUUAAGGCUAUAACGGUUCACUGUACAUUUUUGAUUGAUGCAUAAGUGUUUGUCAUUUAUAUUGAAAAUAAUAAAGCAUUCAACAGAAUUCCUCCUGUACCAGUAAAAUGCUGGAUCCUGACAGUGAGACUGGGAUGAAGCAAAAAGUGCAACAUAAUAUUCAUAAUGAAAUUAAAGCCUUACAGUGCAGUUUUAGCAUUUGUCCAAGGAAACAAUUAAGUGGAUUUCAGCUUCUGAUGGAAAAAUAGAGGAUGGUUUUUUUUUUUCUGCAUGCAAACAAUUUGGCUUACUUUGUAAAUCAUUUUGUUUUAUUAAAUAUUGCUAAUAUAAAUGAAAAAAAUGUUCAGAUUGCUGCUGAAAAUAUCGAGUUUAAAAUAUGACAAUUUGGAUCGUUCAUGUCCACCCCCCUCAGAAUCAGCUGAUCUUUCUUCUGCAGUAAAUUUACCAUAUUUAAUGAAGCCAUCUUAAAUGUCACCUACAUACUAUGAAAAACUUUCUGAAUUGCAGAACCUUGGAGUAUGCCAGGGUGAAGGGUGUUUUUUUUUUUUCUUUCUAGUCUAUAUGAAACAUUCAUUGCUGGAAAACACAUUAGAGCUCUGUUAAAAUCUGCAACCAAAUUUGUUUUUUUUUCCCUCUAACCACCUGUGAGCAUUAGUAUGAUGGUUCCAUCACAGUCUGAAUGAACUGCAGCAGUUUAAUGUCUGUGACACAGAGGAACACAAACAAGCACUUGUGCCCUGAAUGUUUGCUCUGUUGCUUAUCAUUCACUGGAGAAAAUGUCAAAAAGUGCAUUCUGGGUUAAUUUUCAGGCUCAUAUCACGGUGUGAGACAGAACAGGUUAUAAAAUCAAUAAUGAAGUUGGCUUAUGGCUGUGAAAUCAUGUUCUGUAGAACAGUUUGGACAAAUCUCAUGAAACAGCUUCAGGUUCUAACAAAGUUUUUAUAAAUCCUGGAAGAUUUAGCAUCACAGAGGACUCAGGAUCAAUGUUCAGCUUGUGGGGAGCAUCUAGCUGCAUUUAUGCUCAUCCAUGCAUUUAUAGAAGAAAAUCAGCUGGUCCUGACAGGGUCAGGCACUCACUGAUUUUUUUCAUGUAAUUAUGCUGCUGAGAUUCUGAAAACUGCCCGACUCCUGAAUUUCUUUUUUAAAUAAU
Messenger RNA from Archocentrus centrarchus (flier cichlid), 3220 nucleotides. Its product is annotated as gastrula zinc finger protein XlCGF57.1-like. Gene Ontology annotation, cellular component: nucleus. Bases 532 to 1998 code for a protein of 488 amino acids. The transcript is spliced from 2 exons. The record is from RefSeq and is a predicted model, not a curated record. Lineage: Eukaryota; Metazoa; Chordata; Actinopteri; Cichliformes; Cichlidae. Gene Ontology annotation, biological process: regulation of transcription by RNA polymerase II. Gene Ontology annotation, molecular function: DNA-binding transcription activator activity, RNA polymerase II-specific; RNA polymerase II cis-regulatory region sequence-specific DNA binding.